Messenger RNA from Xyrichtys novacula (pearly razorfish), 42279 nucleotides. Lineage: Eukaryota; Metazoa; Chordata; Actinopteri; Labriformes; Labridae. The record is from the annotation of a GenBank genome assembly.
CCCGCCUGUGAGGAGCAACAAGAGGUGAACAUUAGGCUGGUUCACAGCGGCAGGGCACACCCUCUGGGAGUCAUCACUGGUCCGACGUGUUCAGUCGGCUCUGCCAAGGGUGUGGCCUGAACAAGAAGCCUAAUAGAGAAGUAUAAGAUACAAUAGUUAGUGUACAUGUGAGUGUAAUGUUUGAUUGUAGUCUGACAAGCGAAAAACAAGGACCUGUCCUUAAGUGGCCUAGACUCAUACACUCCUAAAAGCUCAUUAAAACGUGUUUGGAGCUAUUUUCAACUCUAGAGUAUCCUUCGAACUCAAAAUGAAGUAAAUAUAAUGUGAAAUUUUACUCCGAGAACCCCUUUUGUUCGUGAUGCGAGUUCCUGUAGAAAGAAAUCUGCUGCCCCCAAGUGGACACCGUGGGUCUCUGCUGUGCAGUAGACUACCUGUCAUUGAAAUCACACCAGACUACUCCCAACAUUUUUGAGACAAUAUUAAACACAGACAAGCAUUUCAGACGUGUGAAGUAUUUCAGUCUAUGAAAGCAUAGCUCAGAAAUGAUCAGUAAGUGGGUAAGUGUAGAAGCCAUCGCCCUUUAAGACGAGUCUCAAACACUUAAUGGCCACAAGGAAAGAGAGAGAGAGAAAUAAAGACGUGUUUUUUUUUCAUUUACAAAGUAUUACAAACAUCAGUUGCAACUUUACAAUAACCAUCUGAGUAAUGUUUAUAGAUGGUUUAAAAACCAAAUAUUAAAUAUUUACAAAGUGCUACUGACACACAUUUUAAUCUAGAUGUUUUACAACCAAUAUUUAAACCUUUAAUAAAUAGUCUAUUAAUAAUUAAUGAAAAUUAUUAAUCACAAUUUUAUUGCUUGUUAAUGGUGAAGUAACUAUUAACUUACACUAAUAAACUAUCUAUUUGACAUUCAUAAUUGGUCUAUAUGCUGUUUUUAAAUGAUGAUUAAACAUAAAUAAACUAUCUAUUUAUCAUUUAUAAAUUAUGGUUAUUGUAAAGUGUUACCAAUGUUUCUGCAGUUUACAUCAUGACCAUGGUAGACGAGUAACCUUUUUUUUCAAAAUCAGCAUUCCUUCCUUGUCAUUGGUUUCAGUUGGUCCUUAUGAGGCUGACAAACAUGAAUUGGUGCUAAAAUAAUUUACCUUAACCAUAAAAGAGUAGAAACAGCAUAUUUCACUUCUCAGAUUCUGGUUAGUUUAUGGUUGGAGUUUGUUAUCUCGAAAUUUACCCAUCAGUCAGAUAUGUUGAUAUUGAUUUAAACCUGUAAAAUGUUUGCAUUUUGACUGCUUCUCCUUCAUGCAGUAUAACGCUUCUAACUACAACUACUUGCAGCUAUUUUAAUCUGUAUUUUGGCUUCUUUAGCAUCUGUGUGGAGUGGUAACAGCUGCAUAGACAUCACAGGGUUUGGGGGAUUUUCAUCGCUGACAUUUUUCCAUAAUCAUGAUAUUGAUAAAGAGAGAAUAACUCAUCAACUUGGACCCAGUUAAACAGUAGGGGGGAGUGGGGUAAGAUGAGCCAUUUUUCAUAUUUCUGAUCACUACAUCAAAGCACUCAUAGUUUGGUCUCUAACUAGUGUAUCUGCGUAUAUUUCAAGAUGUUGCGCAUCCCCGCAAACCAACAGAAUGAGUGUAAACAUAACUGUCUUGAUAAUUUAGCAUGCCAUAAAUAAAGUGGGGUAAGUUGAGCCGUAUCCCUACUAUCCCCUCACUCUCCACCCCAGCCCUCCCUCACCUUCUCUCUCCCUAAAUAACAGUCACCUCUUCAAAUCCAUUUUUAUCUAUUAUACACUAUUCAACUGGUACAAUAAUUAUUUUUAUUAUUGUCACAUAUAAUUGCUAAAAAGCUGUUUUGUAAAAAGCCAUUUUAACAUGAGAAUGUCUUUCAGUGAUUCAGAACAUUCACAGCUGUAUUUUUGAGAAGAAAAAGUAACACAUUUUAACAAUCUGAACUGAAACUCUGAUCCUCUCAUCAGACUCCUUUACUUGGCUCAACUUACCCCAGAACUACUAUGAUGACUUUAUUAGUCCUCUAAACUAAAAUGGUGAACUUUUAUGUUAAGUUUUUUGACCUCAUGUUGUAGCUCGUAAUUACCACAAUUGAUGUAUAAAACACGAUUGAUGCCCAUCUCCCAAAUAUUUGGUCACAUGAUCAAUUUCUUUUACCAUUUCCAAGCAACAGGGGGUGGCUCAACUUACCCCACUCUCCCCUAACUGCUAAAAAUGUAUAAGGUCUAAAGUCAAAUGAUGAUAAUUUUGACUCUGAAACUCUGAAAAUAAUAUAAGGAUGAAUAAGAUCACGGGGAAAGAGCUACAGUAUAUGAGGCUGUUUGCUUAUAAAUUGCAGAAGUUGGCAGACGUCCAGCCCCACCAAUGAGGGGAUGGUGCGGAAGGAUACGCGGUGACGUUUCCUCCUGGAGGCUCCUCCGCUUCGAUGUGAGGUGAUCAGGGAGAGAGGAGAGAGAGAGAGAGGGAGGAAGCAGAGGAGGAACACUCGGUUUAGCACUCAGCAGCAUCAUGGCACCUAUCGGAUUAAAGGCGGUGGUCGGCGAAAGUAAGAUUUAUUUCUUGAGUUAAUUAGCUUGGUUAUCAUUUGAAGAUGCUGUGCGGCAAUGUUGUGCGUAAAAGCGGUUGCUGUGUGUGCCUGUAUGCGUGUGUUUUUGCAGGAUGCGGAUGUGGGCUAGUGCAUCUGGAUGAUGAGGAUGAUGAUGAAGGUGGUGGUGCCAUUGGUGUUCCAUUUUACCAUUGUAAACCACAGUGGUGCGGUGCGGGAGGUGUAGAUGACCCGCAGAGGCUGGGUUGUCUCAGAAGGCUGCUGCGGUGCGGAUGCGUAUUUGUAUUUGAAGUGGCUGUAGAAAGCGGUGAUUAGCCCACUAAAGAGUGGACAUGAUUCCUCUGAAGGCUGCAGAAUAUACGCCCUUCUGGUCCCAAUCAGCGAUCAUUCAUAAACACCCAUGAUCGGGGCAGCAGCGUUACCAGCUUUUCUAAUCUGCAGGAUGUCACGGGUAGUCUUCGCCGUUAUCGUCGCUAAUUAUUACCAAUAAUCUGAUUUAAUUCUGUUGGUAGUACAGCGACAGGAGAUUAACACUACCCAUCCGUGGGAUUCCCUGGAUUCAGCAGCGCCUCACCCCUCUGCUGGAACAGCGUAGGUUGCGUAAAACACCCUUUCUCCUCCAGAGCGCCUUACUGCUGAAUCAAGCUGCUUUUAGCGCCGAUUCAUAUCCAAGACGAGAAAGUUCCCCACAAAAAGGCCUUUACGCAAGAAAUUCCGCAUUACAAGCUACCAUCCGGAACGAGCAGUGGCGUCCUGCAUCACCGUCGUGCCCUUUCUCAGUCACUCAGGAGGAUGUAGACUAGACAGCUCAGUAUCUGAUUUGUCAUUUAGACUCAUUUAUUUUGGCUGAUGCUCAUGCAGUGUAGCUGUGUGGUGCUGAUGCAGGCCUGAACAUGGAGGCGCAGCUCCAUUCUCCUCAGCAGGGUCAGCUGGGUGCAAGUGUUGGUGGUCGUGAUAAUGUCAGACAGGCCUGCAAGUAAAGGCACACAGACGUCUAAAUGAGGAGCCCAAGCUCAGAUCACGACUGUUUCCAGCAGAUUUCAGCUGCAAGUCUUUUUACCAGCACGAUUUAAGUACUGCAGGAUUUGCUCCAUUUGAUUCCUGAUGUCCAGUUUAUGGAUUUAGUCUUUAAGAAAUCUAAGCAGCUGCUUUGUAGUCGAGUCUUGCUCUUUUGCGUGGGACACCCAAAUCCCCAAAUUUCCCCCAAUCAAUUUUAGGAUCAUUAUAUUUGUCACGCCUUCUGCUGCAAAUGUUCUCCUCCCUACCCCCACCCCAUCCCAUCACACAUACAAAUACACCUCCUCAGUUAGAGAGUUGUAGUGCUUUGAAGGGAUGGACCAUGAAAAUAGAUGCAUGCUUUAGCAGAGAAUAAGGCCUCGCACAUGGAGCAAGAAUUGCGCCAGAAAGGCCAAUGAUUACAGGCUUAAACUUAUAAGAUACAAAUCCCCAUCUAAAUAAAUAAAUAUUGAGACAUUUAUAUAUAUUUAUAUUUAUUCAUGAAAAUCAGUAUAGUUGUGGAUAAAGUUGUUUUACAUCGUGAUAAAAUCAAGAUGCAUUUCAAUACAUCGCAAUCAUAUUUGUGUUCAAUGCAAAAGUAAAGGAUUUGUGGUUUAAAAAAAGGGAUAUUGCGAGUAAUUUUUGAAGUUUCCUUGAUUCAAUGAUUGUACCAUCGAGCAAUGUCAAUAUAGAAUAUUUUGUCAUAAUAUUAUGAUAGAAUAGUUAAACAUAAUGAAUUAUUGACAGUGCUUUGAAUUGAAUCUUGAGUGGUAACUUAAGUCCGAGACAAAUUUUUCCCAAUGUGUCAAUAAAAUAUGUCAUACUGCAUCGUAUCGCAUUGCGACGUAUCGUAUCAUAUAAUAUCAUAUAUAGGGGAUUGUAUCUCAUUAUAUUGUAUCAUACAGUAUUUUAUCGCAUUGUAACAUAUCCUAACAUACAGUAUUACAUCUUAUCGUUUAAUUUCUUAUCAUAUCGUUCUGUAUCAUAUCAACUCUUACUAUACCAAAUCAUAUAUCGCACCAUAUCGAAUAUUGUAUCUUACCAUACAGUCACAUCGUGUUGUAUAAAACAGUAUCAUAUCUAUCAUGUUGUAAUGUAUUGCAUUUUAUCAUAUUGUAUUCCUUAUAGCAUAUCAUAAUAUACUCUACCAUUUGAUAUCUUAUGAACCAUUUAAAAUGGUGUCAUAUCCUACCUUAUUGUAUCAUAUACUGUUUCGUAACAUACCGUAUCGUGUUGUGCCACAUAUGGUUUGAUAUCGUAUUUUGUAUCGUGGUUUUAUAUCAUAUUGUAUCAUAUUGCUAUAUCGUACCAUCUGAUAUUAUAAGCAUUGUUUAAAAUUGUAUCAUAUCAUCUUAUAUGGUUUCAUAUGAUAAAAAGCUUUAUUUUGAUUCCAGACUUGUAUUUUUAGGUGUACAUCAUUUGUAGUUGUGCGUACGAUCAGAUUUGUUUCUAAAAAUGCAUUUUAUUUUUCAAUGUAAGUUGACUAGAUUUAAAUACUACACCCCUACACAAUUCAGCUUCAUACUCCAAAUAUUCUGGCGUGCAUUAUUUAAUUACUCAGGCCCUGUUAACUCUCCGUUAUAUAACCCAGUCUAUAAAACUAAAAGCAGGAACAUGCAGACUGGCGUAGUUGAAUGAAUUUUUCCAGAACAAUGUAAACAGGCGUGCAUGUAUCCCAGUAGGUGAAGGCAGAGACGCAGCAGGCAACACCUGCGCUCUGUUUGGCUGAGGUGAAGCUGGACUGGGAUUGGUGGAGUGGAUGAGGGGAGGAAAGGGAGGGCGACACCAUCAUGGGUCCUCUCUGCAGCAGUGGAUGUAGCAGCCAGAAUGAAGGAGGGGGAUGGGCAGUGAAGAGCGCUUCACCCUCCCCUUUUUACGACUGUAGAUGAGCAUCAGUCCAUGAGAGAAACAGAAGGAAAAUAAAGCUGAAGGGUGAGGAUGGUCAGCUACGUACAACCUGGGCUGACACAUAUUGAAAUCACAGCAGUGUUGCAGCUCAACUGAUGAAGCAUUGCAGAUCCCUUUGUUUCAGAAAAAAUGUGUUUCCUUCUCAAAAAUACAGAUCUUAAAGUAUUGUUUAUGCAGUUUUGCCCAAUCCUUAAUGAAUCUCACAAAGGGAAGGCAUGUUUAACUGAUCAUUGUUAACCAAGAUUAGUUUUAUUUUUGUUAAUUAUGCCCUAAAUCCAUAAUGUAGAGGCGGGACACAGAUUAUGUAAUUCUCUAUUUAGGUAUAGACAUUUUGAAUUACUGUAGUUAGUGAAUUAUGAAAUUAAGUAUUUUUAGGUAGCCAGAUAAACUUAAGCUAAAACAAAUGGAGAUAAAUAUUUAAAUAUAAAAAUGUCCACAUUUAUGCAAAAACCCUGUAACUCUCAUAAGCCACUGGGCAUAAUUGCAUGAAUUCAUACAAAUAGUUGUAUCUCAGACUCACUCUGCUCUUGUCCCUUUCGAUUGAGGGUCGUAAGGUUUUUACAGAACAUGCUGUUAAACUGAGUCCUGGCAUCAAGCACCAUUAUAUUGAUUAGCAUUUUGUAAUUGCUCAACAGAGACUAUGUACGGGUCAACUUAAGAGUGCAGAAACAGAUGAUAUAAAAAAAAAAUUAACAACAGGACCCAAUGAAGGCUGUUGUUACAGGAGACCAGUUGUAAUGAAGUUUUGAAAUGUUCACUCUUCACAUCAAAUGGUGGAAUUUUAAAGUAUUGGGAUAGAAAUGGCGUACCAUGAUAUAGCAUAAAGAUAUCACAAUGUAUCGCCCAGCACUGCCUCUAUAUAUGGGGUGCAUGUGUUCACUCCUAGGCUAGCUGUGUACCAUACAACUAAAAUUUUUUAUCAUUUUAGCUACCUGCUGGAAAAGCUGAACAGCGCUGGUUCGUACAGAAAACAGGUGCUGCCAGUGAUAAUGAACAUUAGUGGACACUGGUCUUGUAGGUUAUUGUGCAGUUAUUCUUAACAAAUGCAGAUGAGCCAGCAUGUUUUUAAGCUAAUUCUGGCCUGCUAGCUGAUGCGGAUGAAUGGUACCCCCUAAGCGUAGAUUACGUCACAUUUCCUCCUUCUAUCCAAUCUUAUGAGGCUGAUCUGGUAAAUUGCAAGUUGCCACUUUGAAAUGACUUUACCUAUGACAUUUCAAAGCAACCAAUGACAAAUUUAUUUCCAUUAGGGCUGGGCGAUCAACCGAAAAUUUACCAAUACUGAAAUCAAUGACAAUAACCAAUGUCAUUUUGCCCAUAUCAGUACAUUCGGUGUCAAAUAAAUAAAUAAAUAAAAGUUGUUUUUGGAUGUGUGUAUGUAGGCUAUGGUCUCAUGUCCUUUUAAGACUCUGUCCUACGUCAAAGACGUGACUCCUCCCCAUCCAGUCCGUAACAAAGAAGGAAAGACAGAUGAGGAGAUGGAGGACAGUUCAAAAUUUGUAGCAGCUGAAGUUGACAAAGUUAAUGUGGGAGGCGGUGAACAGCUUUUGGAGUAGUUAUCGUCCAUUUAUCAUUAUCAAGGUGAACUGCUCAAUAUAUCAUGAUACUGAUUUGAGGCCGUAUCGCCCAGCCCUAAUUACCAUGCAGUAAAGCUCUAUUGCUUUCUAGCGUUACCUUUAGGCAAAAAUUCCAUCUCGGUUCCUUCACUAUCUUAAAUUAACUUCUGUACUAUGAACAACAGGGUUCAUUGCUGGACAACAGAAAAGAGUCAGAAAGCGAGGUUGUGUAUCUGUUUCGAUCCCUGUCAAUGUUAAAAAUUGUACGUUCUGUUUCUGUUUUGGUCUGCGGCCUUGCACCUUUUUAGAGUGGAGACAUUACAGUGAGGAUGCCAGGUUUAGUGUUGAUGAUCCUGAAGUAAGCAAAGUAAAACCUAGAAAUUUAAAUUUUUCCAAUUUGACUGAGAUUUUUACUCUUUGCAUGAGGAAAAAAAAAUGCAAUAAACAGUGUAACUGAGUAAAAUCUGGAUAUUUUGUGAAGGAGGCAAUAACAGCACUUUACUAAGUGUUGAAAUAUUCUUUUGAACAUUUGAUCUGUAAGGAGGAGUCGGUACAUUUGUCAUUAGAAGGAUCUGAAAGCAUCUGUGUACCCGUCUGUGUAUAGGAGCUUUGUGUACAUGGGGAAAGGAGCAAGGUGAAACAGAGCAACACAUUAAUGCAUGUGCGCGCUAAACACACACUCACACAUGCAUGCGAUAAGCUUUCCAUUGACCUUGGAAGCAUCACUGAACCACAGCAUCACACACCCGUCUGGGUUCAGUAUCUGACGCAGUGACUGCAGCCUCUAGGCCUCUGUAAAUCACACCCACAUAACAAAUACAAACCCUGCACACGCACACACAGAGUCCCAAAUAAAUCCAUGCUUUAAUGUCAUGUCACUGUGGUUACAGAGCAUGCAGGGUUGGCUGAAAUAAAGCUUUCUAAUACAGGGUUACAGUGCCUUAUAAUCCUCAUGAAUUCUGCCUUUCUUACACUGAGGAAGAGUGCUGUGUCAGAGCUGGCACACAUCCUCCUCCUCCUACUCCUCUCAGCUGCACGUAACGACUCGCACCAUCCUCCCCCUGCAAACAUACGCACAUGUACAGUGCGGACAUAUUUAUUACAGAAAUAUCUACAUAUAGAAGAUUGGUGCAGCAGCAGCCAAGAUGGCCUCUUCUUGGAUGGAGAGGGCGUGGAUGAAAGGGAACAAAAGGAGUCAGGAUUGCAUGGCAUGAAGGUGAUUUGUCAAGUCAGUCUCAUAACAGUGAGCGAAUUUAAUAUACUGCACAAAAUGAUAUUGGCUUGGGCUUUUAUGCUGUAUACACCCGGCACAGUUGAGCUGGACGAGACUGCAGAGCAAUCAGAACUACAGACUCGGCCUCAGCCAGGUUGUCAGAGCCUGCAGCAUCCCAGAGGAUUACCUGCUUCCUCAGGCCGUUAGAUUUUGUCUGCAGUUUCUGUUCUCUAGGUGUCUGGGAGGUGAUUCUUGCAGGUGCAUUAAAGCUCUCUCUGGUUAGUAAUUAUUCUAAAAUUUAGUCAAAACAUAUUUAAUUUAUAACACUACAAGCUGAUGAUGUCCUCCAGUCGUCUACACCGCUAUUUUUACAGUAGAGCCAAAAAACAAUUAACUGAUUAAACAGUUUUCAUAAAGACCAAUGCAGCAGCUUUUGGCACUUGUUAAUCUUCUUUAUUGUGCUGAAUAUAAGAAUAAGACUCGUAAAUUUGGGGUGUUGUUCAAGACAGACCUGGUAGAAAAGUUGAGGGGUUUUAACUGAUUGCUCGUCACGUGUGCUUCAGUGACUUUCAGCCUUCUUGAGAAGCAUAGUGAUUUAAACCCAUUGAAGACUGUCGGCCUCUAUCCAUAUCACAUCCACCUGUAUUAUCGGUUGAGCAUGAAUAACAUAUAAUCUAAUGAAUGAAUGCUAUCAGGCAUUUGAAUAUACAGUUCCUAGGGAUCACUCAUGCUCUUCAAUCUGAGAGUCUGCAGUGUGCAUGAAGUCCUUUUUCCUCCUUUACAUUUGAUUGUAUUCAUAUCGUACAGCAUACACUUCGAUGAAGGGUAUGCAGUAAUGGUGCCUUCAAAUAGGGUUGUAUUCACCAUGUUUACAGGAAGAAACCGUAUGAUUAGUUUAAAAUGGCAUAGCCAACAAAAUGCACAUUAAUACAAUGAGUUAUUGCGUAACUGGCUGUGUCUGUAGUUUAAGGAGCUCAGAUUGCCCACAAACAUUAUUCAUGUAUGAAGCUUAAGUAACAGUCAAUCUGAUCAUGACGUUUAUGGGCUUGUCUUUUGUUCCUCUGUUUAGCAUUUCAGCACACACACAAAAAUCCACAUAGGAAGCAGGGAUAUCAACUGUCUUUUGGCAUCUAAGCUGCCCGGCAACAGACUUCUUGAUUAGUUUCAACUUGAAUACCAACCCAUCAAUUAACAUUACUUUACAAUCAUCAGAAGUAAGGGAUAAUGUACAUAAUGAACAGGUGAUUAUGCAUACUAGAAUCCAUAUCUAGUGAGAUAAGACCCCUAUGCUUUGUGUCAAGGUCUGCUCACCCUGUCAAGAUUCUGAUUUGCAUUAACACAAAUUCAAUAUGCAGUAUCCCACCUCUUUCCUGAUGUCUAUCUAGAAAUGUAAACAAGUUGACACAUUAAAACAUUUCAUUUUACUUUUUAAAAUUUAAACGAAUUAACAUUAAAUCACAGCUGACUCACUUUGAAGAAUAAGUAAGACAAAUGUCACUAUAAUGUUGCAACAUUGUUGAAAGCAUCGCUACAGCUUUUGGUUACGGUUACUUUGUUGAGAUCAACAGCUUAAGGUGAAAUUCACCAGUGGUGUUGGCAGUUGCAUGGAUUGAAGACAGGAUGUUGCUCGAUGGUUGUUGUUGCUGCUGCAGCUCCUCAGAAUCUCAUGUAUGUUUCCAGUCACUGUCAUCAUUUCCUGCUUCUCAGGAACAGACUGAGACAGGGGCUGACAUUUUCACAACAAUUUUAACUAAUUGGAAAGCUAACAGAAAGAAAUUUCUGCCACAGUGUCAACAGGCAGAAGAGAAAUGUUACACAGCUUGAUUUGAUAUGACGUGUGAUAUGGUUGUCUCUUAGAAUAACGUACUGUUAUAGCAAUUUUGACCAAUCAGAAUCAAGUAUUUAACACAGGUGUUGAUAAAACAUCUAAAAAUGUUAGAUGUUAAACACGCAUCCAAGCUGUCCUAAUGCUACUUGUUUUGUUUCAUUUACAAUAAAAAAUCUCUAAAUUUACUUAUCACAAAAAAAUAAAAAAAACAUUCCAUAUUCAAUCAACAUACCCUCAUUACUGUAUGUCUAGAGUCUUAAGCUCUAAAAGCUGGACUUGGAAAACGGAGAGGCUCUGAUCCCAGAUAUUUAGAAAUUUAUGAGUUUAGCACUUGCAAUGACACACAUUAAAAAUAAGAAACAUGGCUUUGUAUUCAAAAAAAUAACAGCUUGAAGAUAUCAUAUCUUCUAAAAUAAUUCCAUCUGGGGGUGUCUAGUAGGAGUAUUAUAACACCAGAUUUUGAUAGUCAUCGAUUUGUCAAAUGGUUGUUAUUGACCUAUUUACGUAAGAAAAUAGGAUUAUUCUGGUCACUGUUUUUUCAGAAAGAAAGAAAAUACUCUUAAAGCUGCAUUUGUAUGAACAAUAUGUGUUGUAUUGAAACUGAACUGUGAGAUUGAUGCAGUAUUAAAAAAGAGAGAGGUGGAAACAUCUGACUAUGAUCCUCUGGUCUGGUAGAAGUGGUCAACUAGUCCUUUAUGCCUAUUUAAAUUCAGGUAAUCUAUGGGUGAAAUUAUGUAUUUAGCAAAUUGUGUUUUUGCUGCUUCAGUGGCAACUUCUGAAAGCUUCUGAGGGCACCUUUUAAUCUGAGUUUGCCCUCGAAGAAGCUCCUCACUGUCAGAUGGAGAGAAGUGGCUGACAGCUCAGGGAGUCUCAGCUGUAGAGCAAACUGUUCUGAUUGAACAUCUGCUUGCAGGUCUUGAGACGUUCAAGCAGGUUGAUAUGUUGAUUGUUUCUCUGUUAUUGCACACCUGUGAGGUAGUGUUUCAACAGAGUCAAAAUAGAGGGGAUGUAGCGAUGCCAACACCAUCAAAGAACAUUUAUGUGCUGUAUACUGGAGGAUAUAACACAGCUGCCAAAAUUCAGCAUGAAUAUACAGACAUGCUGGCAGAGGUCUCAGAAGUUUCCUCUCUGCUUGUCCACGUCAUGUCCCGUCAACCUCUCUGUGAAUGUCAUGGGAAAGGUCGACUACAUUGGUGUACUCCGUGUUUUAGCUGGGUGACAUGCAGCUCCUCUGCCUGAGUGACCUUUGACUUUGACUUGGUGUACAUUGGAGGCAUGAGAGGCUACUGUUUUUGUCAACCUCGUCGGCUUUUCUCACAGCCAACUUGUGCUGGUUGGGGCUGGUUACGGUGUUAUGUAAGUGCAGGCCUGUCUGUUGAAGCUGCAGACUCAUAUCAGGCAAUGAAAGCAGACGUGGUCUGGUUCUCUAGAUUGGUCUGGUUUUCUAGAUUGGCCUUUUCUUAUUAGAAAAGACUCAUGGAUUAUAAUUGAAAAUUAAACCAACAUCUUCAAAGGGGGCUUUUACGCUCAUUUGAAAGCUUUUAUAUCAUCCAGAUAGCACAGCUGUAGAGGUGUUUACUAUCUUUGGCUGGUGUCUUUGAAAACCGUAAUUUCAGCAUCUGUCUGAAACACUUCAUAUCAGCUUCUUUUUUAUUUAAGCCCUCCUCCCUAGGCACUUUGGAAACCUCUUUCACUGUUGCCUGCUGCAAAGUCAUGUUUUUCUUCUUUUUUUUUUUUUUUUUUUAAAUUAAAGGCACUAUAAGUAGUUUUUAACCCUUUAAUGCUUGGCACCACAAAUUAUGGCCAGAAAAUUAAAAUUUUUUGGAGCUGAAAUGUUUUUUUCACUUACUACUGAAAACCAUAAAACUCAAAUGUCCUUAAUUUAUUAUUUAAUAUUUAACAAAUAUAUUUAUUCAUCUCGUUUAAAACAUUUGAUAUUUUAUUUAACUAAUAAACUACAAGAGAACAUUUUUAUCAUUUAUCGGUAUGUAUUCAGGUGUUUCUUUAGUAAUUUUUUGAUCAUAUUGAUUUGAUAGAAGUAUAUAAAAGUAUGUAUCAAAUAUGAUACAAAAGGCAUUAAAGGGUUAAGUGGUUGCAAAUCAGACUGAAACUGAUACUGAGCUCCAUCAGCAACAAGCCUGAUAAUUUCUCUGUUGUAUAUUGUUAAUGCCUGAAACCGCUGUGAUGGGAUUGAUGUUAGACCAGAUGAUUGAUCGCAGGUUAAAGAAACAGCCUUUUUAUUUAUUUUUCCUUCUCUAAUACUCAUAGUGAGUGAAAUAUUUCACUGUUUUUAGACAACCAGAUGAGCUUUUUGCUUGAAAACACCAUGAAUGUAUGAGUUGUUUCAAAAAAUUUGUCUGAUAGAUUGUAUUAUUUCAGAUGUAGCUUGGACACACUAUGAAUCAUGAUGCGUCCCACUUUAGAUAUGAAUGGAAUCCAUGUUGAAAUUAUUAUUUGCCUCCAUUUUGUUUUUUGAUGCCCCUUCUAUCCUCUCCUUAGUAUGCAUUACUUUUAAACAGCCUAUUUUUGUCCGUUGACUGUGAGAGAGACUGUGAGAGAGCUUACAGUCAGACGUGCCUCCGGACUAAAGAGUGUUGAAGGCUGUCGAUGCAUUUCAGCGUGAGCCCUGCCGAAAAGUCCGCCUGUCUCUUUAAGAUCAGCCGUGUCAGAUUCUCUAGAGAGGGAUGCUGCUGUGAAGCUAAGACCUGGAGAAAAAAUGGGUCAUGUACUCAUAGGUGAAAGUCCCUGAAGGGGGCAGAAGCACGAGUCAAAGAGAGGAAGUGUCAGCUCUUCACUGCUGCAUCAUGAGCAGAGUUACUGAACCAAUCAGCUCAGACUAUUGUGUUUUUUCUUUUUUAAGAUAUGAAUGAGUGUGGUGGUCAGCUUUUGGCGUUGGUAAAAAUAGUACACUCAGCUGUGAUUUUUUUUAACAAGCAAAUUCCAGUUUAGGGGAAAAUGUGCCGUAUCUUUUUGUACCUUAAAUCACUCUGUUUCCCCCUGUCUCCUCCAUAAGGAUGUGUAUCCUGUUUAACUGGAUGUGAGAGAUUAUGAGGUAUCUGAGUGUGCGCUAUAGUGUGUGUGUGUUUCUGUGUGUGUGUGUUUGCCACUGCCUGUUUGGUUGACACAGCUGUUGCACUGUUUUCUCAGGUUCCUACCCCUCUGUCUGACUGGUGGGUUCCUGUAUUGUUGCGCCUCUUUUAGAAGGUCAGGGAGGAAAAACCAACAGCGCUGUCUUUUCCUUAGCUGUCAGUGAAGCACCCACUGUACUAUUAUCGUCAUUGUUUCUGUGCCAGCAUAAGUCAAGGUCAACACAGGAGGUAAAAGGCUGAAAUGUAGAACACCUUUGUGUUUAUUUUUCUUUACCCUGAAAGCCUUUUCUUCCUUUAGCAGUCAUCUGUUUGCCAACAUUAGCAUAUAUUUACCAGGUAUUAACCCUGUAAGAUCCAGAUCUCCCAUGCAGGUUAACCUGGCCAAGAGGUCAGCAGCAAAUAAAUUCAUAAGUAUGUUGAACUUAAUAUGAGCAACACUGACUUUUACGUAGCUCCGAUGGCAAAUAUUUGUCAAAAACUAAUGUUUAGCUGCCUUCAACAUGGUGAUUUAUGUUGGCAUGCAUACAAGGCGCGAAAUUAUUUUUUGUAGGGUGGCAAGGGAAGGUCCCGCCCUCCUUCGCCUCUGAUUGGCUAUAAGUGCUGAGCUCCGAUUGGUUAUUCCUUAUGACUGUGAAACGUCAUCAUCUGUCGGGUAAGGGUUAGGAUUAGGAUGAGGGUUAGGGUUAGGAGAUUCAGAAGUGCGAUAAUGUUCUGUAAUGCUCUGUUCGAUGUACAGAGGCAACAGCCCAUGUUUGGCUUGAGCGUACGAUGAUGUUUCCAGCUUUUCUAGCCAAUCAGAAACGAAGGAGGCGGGACUUUCCCGAACCAUCCUAGAAAAAAAAAUAUUGCAUACAGGACCACUCCUACUUUCACUCCUUGAGCUAAUCUGUUUCAUCCCACACAAUCAUGGUUUUGCUUCUCUGUUGCAUAGUCAAGAUGUUGCAGGUUAGAGUCAGCCAUGUCAGCUGCUCUUUUAUUGGUUGCAUGAGGGUCAGGACAAAGCUGGGUUCACCUUGUUCCUGACACAAGGAUCUUUAUGAAUUUAUGAUUCAGCAACAGCAGAUCUGUCUUCGUUAAGUGUGGCUCGGUACUAGCAAGGGUUCUCCUGGAGCACUUGCCAUUUUUGUUUUGGUGUAUCAUCAGUCUGCACCCUCCUCCUUCCGACAGCUCAGACUGCGUGGAUUAUGAGAAUACAAAACUGAGAGGCUGCAGAUCCUCCACAGAGGCUUGAAUUUUGUUUUAGCUGGUUUUUAGCCAUGUUGUAAAAACAAUAAGGAUAUUUUGUCAUCAGCUAAAAGGAACUAAUAUAUUGGACCUUUAAAAUUCUACUGGCACCGUGUUGUUUCUAAGCAGUAUGAGUGCAUGUUUUUAUGAGUGCAAGAUUUAUCAUAAGCAUUAAUGUAUGAUGGACCUCAAACCGAAUUGGAAAACUUUACAUCUUGAAAUAAAAAUCUUUUAUGCCAGAGUUAAAUGUUUGUUCAGGACCUGAAGCUGCUUUUAUCAGAAAACCCUAAUUCGGAAAAAUGCUCCUGCAUAAGAGGAGAGGAAACACCUCAGCUGCUGCAGAGGAAGACGGAAGACAUGUGGCUGAUAUCCCCUGAGCUUUUCGUUUGUGUAAGUGUCAAACUCUGCUGGCUGGAGCUGCUGCUUGAUGAAAAACAAGUCGCCUGUUUAGGAAUCUCACCAAACUGUCUGUAUUAUUUAGAGUAAUUUAGACUCAUCAAGUUUUAAGUCUUCAGUUCUUCAUUGAAUAAAAGCCCAUGUCUUUCAGAUGUUGUUCUAGUGAUUCACUUUACAUCGGCUGUAUUGUUGUUGCUGACGCAGCAGCUUUAAGACCAGGCCACUGAAGGUGUUGAGAAUAGCCUGGAGCUGAGUCAGGGAAUCUCUCUGUCAUUUAGAGAGAAUAAUACUGGGACUGUUCCAAGUUCAUCCGUCCCACAGGAGGUCAGAUACAGUUCUCCUGACUCUAAGGAGGCGCAGGUUAGAGUCUCUGUGUUUCAAGAUUCACUAGGUCAAAUUACAGUCAUAGCACAAAUUGUCUUCAGGCUGAAUUUAAAGGGCCAGUCUGCAGUUUUUAGAGAACAUGUAUUUGAUCUGUAUUCACACACUUAUUCUCAAGUUCUUUCUGUUACUGUUCAUUCUUUCCUGUUUUCAUCUCUUCUUCCUGCAUCCUUUCAUCUCAAAAAUCAGGGCAUCUCAAAGUGUAAAUUUCAGCCCCUUGUUUGGACAAGCAAGCGCAAUACAAAUAAUGUAAAAGUAAUAAGAGCAACAUUGGUAUCAGCAUUUUUAUCAAUCAAUCAAUCAAACUUUAUUUGUAAAGCACUUUUCAUACAUAUAAUGUAGCGCAUUAUAUAUUAUAUAUUAAAAACAAGGAAAGAAAAUAAAUACAAAUACCAAACCCCACCCUCCCUCCCAACCCCCCAUUCAACACAUGCAGCACUCACACACUCACACACACAGAUGCACACGCAAAAGACCAGGUGAGGACGCUUCAACUCGCAACAGAUGACUGAGGAAACGCUAUCUUUAUCUCAGUGUUUGAGAGACAACAAUACCUCACUGGAAUCAUUUCAAGUAGACUAACAGUGCCAGUCCAGGUUCAGAGGGUGUCAUUAUUGGGUGCAUUGUCACAUUUUGAUCAAUUUUCUGUAGCCAUGUCUGUCACCAUUUGAAGCCUGGUGAAUGUACAGACUGUUAUUGUUGGAUAAUUUCAGACUUUUUGAAACUUUUCUCAAUGAUAUCAUUUUACUCAGUUAUUUGGAAUUUUAAAGACAACAAAUCUGUGUGUAUUUUUUCAGUUUUUCUUAAAUCUGGUAUCAGACUUGAAUAGAAUAUCUAUAUCCAGUAAACCUAGAAUGUACCGCUUGUAGCCUUGCAAAGACUAAUUGGAAUAUUUAAGUUUGGUGUUUGGAUGCUGGUCAGUGCAAAAAAAGAUAAGCUAAAGAGGGCAGUAAGCAUCAUUACAGCUUUAUUCAACAUGACAGAAAAAACGCUGGCUUGAGGCCUUGUCUCUGUUUGUUGUGUCAAGCUAUCCUUCAUCUAUUGUCCUUUUUGAAUCUGUGGUAAUCCAGCAGUAUCUGUGUCACCUCAGGUCGAAGCCAGGACCACAAGGUUUAGUAGUUUAUAUUCAUGAUGAUUCAGCCUGAUGUUAAACAGUAUUUUACCCUAAAUGGAUUCAUGCUAAUACAGCUGGCAGAUGGUUUGUACAGUGAUCAGUCUAAUGCCAAAACCGUGGAGUUAAAAUGACCAUUGCUUCAUGAUCUCACAGUGGAGGGGAUUAUUAUUUACCCCUGUGGAUCUGUGAGAUUACUGACAAACAAAGCUGAUUCUUUAUCCAAUAAUCUCUGUGUUACUACUCUUUACUGUUGUAGAUCAGUCACCUUGUUGGAGGCUAUAUCUGUUCUUUGUGUGUAACUGUCCUCCAGUGUUGGAAUUGCAUUAUGGGAUGUCCAGAUGUAGAUCUUUUUUCUGUUGCAGUUUGUGUGUUGUUCAAGUGAAUUGAAUUCAGGUCAGCUGAUAAAGCCCAUACUGUUGUUGUUCAGAAGUGAAACCAAAAGUUCCCCCCCAGGAGGAGUGCAAACAUCCUUCCCAUUUUGAGCCAGAGUGUGGACAAGUGUGGAUCAGCUUUCAGAGCCACAGUAGUGACGCCUUUCUGCUCAAAUUUAACUCACCCAGCAAACAGCAAAGAUCUCUCAGGCCUGUACAAAGUGUAAAAGCUUGAGUAAAGUGACCACUGUCUGCCUUAGCGUUGGUGCACUUCUCUCAUCACCUGUCCUGUGCUCUGCAAAGCAAGUGCAUGUAACUACAGGAUUUUCCAGAAUCGGCUUUAUUAGCUAAGUAUGUGUACACAUACAAGGAGUUUGACUCUGGUAAACUUUGCCCUCUCCGUACAAACAUUGAACAUAAAAUGUUUCAAUCACAGUUUUCUGCCUUAAACUCCUCUGAAAAGUAAAUAUUUGGAAAUAAUUCAGUCUGAUUAGAACUAGCUGUAAUGACUUUCAGUGACUUGACUUGUAUCUUAAUUUUCUGUUAUGGCUAAUGUACCAUGUUAGCAUAAUGAAGGCUAACUAUAUGACCUGCAUUGCUAAUCGGUGGGGGGAGCGAGAUCAUUUCAGAUUUUUUUUGAGAGCCGUUUAUGUUACUGAUUUUCUUGUACAGUCUUAUGAAUUAAAAUCAAUAGAAUAAGAUCCUCGUUCUUGUACAUGUUACAGCAGUGUGGCUGUGUACAGCAGCGUUACGCCAAAAUGUUAGCCAGGCCCCCUGCUGGGUCACAAAGGAACUACAGGUCGGCUAUGAAAGGUCCUGGGAAAGAUCAUGAAUGAACUCUGUAAAGUUAGGCAUUGUUUAUUGAUAUUCCAUAUGAUGGCUGCAUAUUUAGUCAGUAGGAUAGAGUGUACAUUGAUUUGGUUGUGUCAUCAUUAGAGUGACUUCAAAACGGUGGCACUCUUAAUCAUUCAUAAUUUUCCUGUAUAAGUUUAAUGUGUUUUGAUACACCUUUGAUAGUGAAAUGUUUCCUUAUAGUGUGAACACAAACAGAUAACUGCACACGACUGCAUCUUCUGAAUACAUUUACAACAAAAGUUAUAAGCAUCAUAUACAUACUUCGGAUAAGAACUAGACUGAACAUUAGUCAUGCACAAGGCGUGACACAUUUCUGCUCUCUGACUGUAGAUGGGCGGCAGCUGGCGUUGGAUAUUUUCUGAGCACUUUUGGCAUUUAGCCCGUUCACUGCAGAGAGACAUUGAGACUCAUCAGUCCCUCCUGUGAAAUUAUUGGUUUAUAUUCAAGGUCCUCUGAUUAAUAUAGACCCUAAAAUGGCUUGUGACGUACCAUGUCAUACUUUUAUUACUAGCAAUGUUUCUUCUAAUGCUGCUUAUUUGUAGCUGUGAGGAAGUGCCGGUCAGAAAUUCAUAAUGUGAGUUUAGCAUUGGAGAGGGCUUCAAAGGCUGGUGAUGUGGGUGAAACAUAGAUUUAGACCUUAUUUGAAACAGAUGAUGAAGAAUGUGUGGCUCUGUCCUUCUCUCGUCUUUAUUUUAUUUUGCCACAGUCUUGUAUUAAUAUCGCUGUAAUAUUGUUGUUGUGAAAAUCCUCCCCUUCACUAAAGCCUGCCAUGCAGCUCUGUUUGUGAUUUCAUGAGGCAAUGGGAUGUUUAGAUAGAAAAAGAAAUAUAUCCCUGUAUGCUGAUGUAUAUAUGUGAUAUGUGAGGAGGCAGAGACCUCUAGCUUUGAGGAUGUGGAGAACAGUUCUUGCCACUAAGGUGUGUGUGUGUGUGUGUGUGUGUGUGUGUGUGUGUGUGUGUGUGUGUGUGUGUGUGUGUGUGUGUGUGUGUGUGUGUGUGUGUGUGUGUGUGAGUGUGCAGAUGAGUGUCUCCUAACGGGUCAAUGUGUUGAAUCUUUUUUUCUGAUCACACUGUUGUGCAUUAGUCAGAGUCCUGAAUUUGAUUCUGUUUUUCCCUCCACAGAGAUUAUGAAUGAUGUCAUCAAGAAGGUGAAGAAGAAGUCAGAAUGGAAGGUAAGGAGUUCUUGUGCUGUGUUCGAGUUAGCUUGGGAGUCAGAAGUCCGAGCUGAGAAUGACGUCACACCGGAGUUACCAGCGUUUCAGUUACCAAGUUGGAAAAAGGCAAAAUUGGAGGCUACAUACGAAAGUUAUUAUUAUUAUCCUUGCUUAUAUUCGGACAAGGCAAGCGCUAAGAUAACUUUCACAGAUAUAGCCAUCUUGUUUCCACCUCUGAUAUUGCUUUCUUCCGACUUGGUAACUGAAAUGCUGGUAACUCGGGUGUGAUGUCAUUCCCAGCUCGGACUUCUGACUUCCAAGGUAACUUGAACGUAACAAUAGUUAUAGGAAAUUACCCUGAAAUAGGAACUGAAGGGUGAAGCAGACAUGUGGGCUGAGAUGAACAGGUCUACAGCCUCUCCUCUUUCCUAAGUUUGCUUUUGAACCUGGAAGCUUUGCCAUUCACUCCAUUUAAUAAAUUUGUUUAAUGCUAUAAAUUCAGGGAAACAGGCUGUUCAGUAUUUGGAACUGUUCUCCGCCUGGGCUUACUCAGCAUUUCCUCUCUGCCCAGUCUUUGAGUAAUGUUUCAUUAAUGAAAAUGUGUCAAUUCUGCAGUCCCUCACCUUUUGUGAAAUAGUUUAACUGCAACUAGGGCUGCUAGAUAAUGAUAUAUAUCAAGAGUGAAUUUCCCUCAAUAUCAAUAUAAAACAUGGUCAAUAUGCUUUUCUACAGUCGGCAUUCUGUCAUGUUUUGGUAGACUAUACAAAUGGCCAAUGAAAAGGGGAGUUGCUCUGGGUCCAUUUAGCGCUGAACCAAUCAUGUGCUGAAUUAGAACCAAGUAGCAAAUAACUGCAUAGUAGCAGGCUGCAGCUACACGCAACCAUAGAACUUUAACACGUGAAGCGGGGAAUAUCUCAAAUCUUUUUCACCACCUGAAGCAGUGCCAUGUGGCAGAGCAUGCGCAAUGCAAAAGUUACAAACCCCGAGCUGCAGCUGAAAACAGCCAACCAUUCAGGCCACUUUAUCUGGCGCAAUGCCUAAUGACAAAACGUCAAAGAGACACAAAGACCUCACAGAUGCAGUAGCUUAUUGUAUUGCAAAAGACAUGCUACCAAUAACUUGAUAUAUAUCGAUAUCGACUGAUAUGAAAAAAUAUAUCGUGAUAGACUUUUUCCUUAUCGCCCAGCCCUAACUGUAACGUAUAUAUUUCUUGUUGCCAGGCGCUGAUUGUGGACCAGCUGAGCAUGAGGAUGUUGUCAUCCUGCUGCAAGAUGACAGACAUCAUGACAGAGGGCAUCACCAGUAAGAGAUGAUGGUCACAGCUACUAAAACAUCUGCGUGCUCGUUUGUGUUUGAGUGCUGAUGUCUGUUUCUUCUCCUCUAGUUGUGGAGGACAUCAUGAAACGACGAGAGCCUCUUCCCAGCCUGGAGGCUAUUUACCUGAUUACGCCUACAGAGAAGGUACAGUUUGCCUACUCCCUGUCUCUUUUCUCUUCUUAUACAUGCAGAGGUGUGUCUUUGGCAGCAGGUCUGCGGUUUUGACAGAGAAGCUGUUGACUCAGCUGGAGUAAAACACACAUUCGCUCUUCUUUGUUUCCAUGGUUUCCCGGUCUGUUUCUUUCGUUUAUUGAUAUUAAACAUAAUUUAAUGGCAAAUGCAUGACUUAAAGAGCAGCUACCAUAUCAAAGAGCUUGGUUUGAAUGUACUAAGACUCAGUUUGUCAAACAUUCGAUUUUAAACUCCACUAACAGUUCAAGGGUUGUUAUGCUCAUUCCUUUAGUUCAGAUAUGAAUUUGUUCGUCAUCAGCUGUUGAAACCAUUAAUAGGCCCCGGGAGCGAAAUAUCAAAUCAAUAUUUAUUUAUGGGUUAAAGUUUAAAUAUUAUAGAGCAUACACUGUUUGACGUGUCUUGUAAUCUAUGAAGUCACAUGAACUCUAAACUUUGCCUCUGCUUUCUUCCCUCAGUCUGUCCACACCCUCAUCGGAGACUUCAAAGACCCUCACUCAGCCAAAUACAAGGCAGCCCAUGUUUUCUUCACUGACUGUGAGUAUAUUCACAAAAAAAGCUGCUCCACCAUUACUGUAUGUGCACUGUAUUAUAUGUUAAUCACAUACAGUGUAGUCUUCGUGAUGCCAUCCAUUGGUUUCUUAAUAGUCUUUGUGAUUUCCAGAGACGGCCAUCUUCAUAUUGGAAAUUAUGAUUCAAACCAACUUAAAGCUAUUCUGGUUGCUUUAACUUCAAACUCAGAAAAAAGUCAAACUUAAGUAUGAAUUCUUUCCUAAUAUUAGGGAUGCACCAAUCCACUUUUUUCACCUCCAAUACUGAUACAGAUAUCUGCAGUUUAGUAUCGGCCGAUACAGAUCCAAUUCUGAUACAGAAAAGCUGGGCUGAAUUACCUUUUGUUGUAACCUGAAGUUUUACCACUUCCCCUCUUAACGUUAAUUGCGCAGGUAUUGCAAGUGGCGGUCGAGCUUGUAGGCUGAGGUAUUGUGACAAAGUUCAAGUUAGCAGACCCCUUUGCUCGCUACAUUUUGAAAACAUUGUGGGCAUCCACUCAGCGUGUUUAUUGUGGAUGCCACUCACGGUGCACAGCAUAGAGUUAGACUGAAUAGAUUGGCCCCUGUGCAUCAGGCCCAUUGUCAUGAUACCUAAUCGAGAAUUUUCUUCAGUAUCGGGACCGAUAACGAUAUCCCUACCUAAUGUAUAUAUUUUAGUGGCCCUCAUUCUCUUGAUGAGUAAAGCAAGAUUUAGACAAGCUGUUGAGACUCUCGUGUUUUUGCAUUCCCCCCCUUCAGCCUGCCCUGAUCCUCUCUUCAACGAGCUGGUGAAGAGCCGCGCUUCCAAAACCAUCAAGACUUUGACGGAGAUCAACAUCGCCUUCUUGCCCUAUGAGUCGCAGGUAAACAAUCAGCUGUGGAUCUAAUAGUCUUUAGAGAAAACAGCUACUUUGGUACUGUCAAAGAAACCUGAAAGCAUCGUUUGUGAAUGUGUGCAAGACUUCUUGUGACUUCUAAAACAGAACCAUGGUCAGCUGGUGUAAGUCCCACUUGGGUGCAAAUGUUUAUUUCUACCUUUGUGGACCCACUCUGAAUUUGACUCAUCAGACCCUUGGAUUGCUUUUCAUUGUCCACCUCGUUUUUCUCCUCCUAGCAAGGAAGAAAUAUGAUCCCUCUCUGUUCUGUUGUUUGUUGGUGACUGUGAGUGGAAACCACAGAGAGAGAGAGGGAGAAGAUAGGGGGAUAGAGAGUUAGAGCAGAGUGGAGAGAGGGAUCGAUGAAGACGGAUAGGAGGAGAGAGAUGUUGUAAAGGACACAGACAGGAAUAGUAACAGAGAAUUUGUUGGAGUCAUGGAUGGAUGGAAAGAGACAGAGAGAUGAGGAAGAAACACAAAUUUACACUCAAGUGGCGGCAUGGCACAUAACUGCUGACUCAUCAGUCGCUGUGUUUUCUGCCAGACUGUUCGAGAGGGACUCACAUUUAUCAUCACCUUCCCUCCCUCCUUCCCUUGCUGCAUCUCCACCCAUGCCAUCUUUCCAAAUUCUUGCCGCCAUCAUGUUUUUUCCUCCUCUCUUUGUCUGUUUUUGCUUUUACUAUCCCACCGUCCUCCUCCCUAGGCUCUUGCACGUUGCUGUCACUCUCUGCUCUUCAUUAAGCUUUUUAUUUUUUUGCCUUUUCUAUUUUUGGUCUCUUCCUCCGAGCAUGUUUUCCCUAAAUUUCUCUCUCUCUCUCCCUCUCUCUCUCUCUACCCCAACCUCACCCUCUCUCCUUAUCCAUCUCCUUCAUCUCUCCUUCUGUCCAUCCUUGUCUCUCUCACUAUCUGAAGAUGCUGUUUGGCCCACAAUGCUUUGCUCCUCUCCUGUCUACUGUGAUUAAUUCAGAGUCAGUGGUUUUUUUGCUCCAGGCAAAGUGCUGCCUCAUAGCCCCGCCCACAAUCCAACUCUCUCAUCCCAUUGGAUGAGUCAGGAUCCAUACAGCGUGAGAUAGCCAAUUGCAGCCAGGCUAACAUAGGGACCCUUCUGCAGAGCAGUAAAAAGUGGUCAUGUGACUUUGGACAGAUGGGGUGGGAGGAGGGAGUGGUAGGGAGUGAUGCAGGGGAGAGGAGGAGAGGAGAGGAGAGGGAGGAAAUAAGGACAGAGGAGUAGAGGAAGCAUUACAAGGGAAAGGAAGGAGAGUCAUGUGGGAAGACUGACAAAUAAGAAAAGUAGGUGAAGGAAGGAUAGAGAACACGGAAAGACAAAGAGGAAAAGGAGGAACCACGAGUGUGGAUCUGUAUCAAUAAAUCAAGCAGGUAUUGAUUUUGGCUGAUAUUCCCCCUGCUGACAGAUAUACGCCCAUUUGGCAUUGCAGUAGCUGAUAAAUAUCCCACAACUGUCUCAGAGCUGUUCAACUAGUUAGCCUAAUGUAUCAGCCGACUAGAACGUUGUCUUCCAUGAACAAGAAAAAAAGGGUUGAAAAAACUGAGUUAAACGAACUCUAUGAACCCUCAUUAUGGCUUUGUUUUGAGAGAUCCCUGCUCUUCUUUGUGAGUAUGUGGAAGGGAGAGCACACUCCUCCUUUCUUUCAUUUGUCUACGUAAAAAGUGAGGGCAGGAAGAGCAUCAGCAAAGACAGAGCAGGCAUCAGUGACAUUACACAUAAACUCAGACACAGCAGUAAAAGUGAAGCUGGGGUGGAGGCGUGUUGAAAGGCACUUUGCAGAGGAAGCAGGCUAAAGCAGGCUAAAUUUGAUGCCCGAUUUUGACGAUCGCCGGUUAAAGGUAGAAGGUAACAGGCUGAGCUGUCAGGCGAUUUUAAUGGUUGUUAAUGCCAAUUCACUGAGGGCUUAGCUUGACUUUGUGGCCUGCCUGAGCCUAUGUUUUGCAUUAUUUUAACAAAGUAUUAUGGGUGUUAUUAAAAAGGGAUGUCAUUUGUUGGGCUGUGAAGAAACAGAAAAAUGCCCCUUUGAGAUUGUGCAAGUAAAGCCACUAUAGAGACUUUAAGAGUAGUUACUUUUUCCAAAAUAACCUUUUCUUAUAAAUGUAAAUGCAAAUGUUCUUAAUCUAUACAAGCCUUUACAACAACCCUUUUGGUAAACCAAAGUGCUUAUCAAUACAUAGUAAAUAAAAAUGAAUGAAUGAAAAAAAUUAAAAACAAUAAAAGCAAUUUAAAAAAGAAUAAGAUACAAUGCAAUAAAAUAAAAUGAAGUGUCACCACGCUACUGGGUAUUAAAAGCCAGCAUAAAUAAAUACGUUUUCAGCGGAGAUUUGAAAAGGCCCAGGUCAGAAAUAAGUCACAUUUCGGUCAGGAGCUUAUUCCAGGGUCUGGGACCAACAACUGCAAAGCCUCGGUCACCCCAGUGUUUGUAUUUUGAUGUGGGAACUUCCAACAGAAGUUGGUUUGACAACCUCAGAUUUCUACCUGGCUCCUGAACGGUUAAAAGCUCAGUAAAAUCGAUGGGGGUGAAACUGAGGGUUAAGGGUUAAACUGAAGGGUCUGUCUGUAAGUGUGUGGAGUUGAAAUUGCUUAAAGACUUGAGUCCUCGAUGCUGUUGCCUCACAGCAAGAAGGUUCUGCAUUUAAAUCCUGCUCUGGGCCUUUUUGUGUGUUUUCCCCUCUUGCAUGCGAGGGUUCCCUUCAGGUACUUUGGCUUUCUCCCACAGUCCAAAGAUACACACAUGAGGUUAAUGAGUGGGAUUAAAUAGCUGUGGGUGUUUCUCUAUGUCAGCUCUGUGAUAAACUAGCAAACUCUCCAAGGUGUACCCUGUCCCCUAAUGAUGGCAGGGAUUGGCUUUAUUCCCCUGAGGCCCCAAACAGGAUGAGCAGUAUAGAUAAUGGCUGGAUGAAUUUGUGCUCACUUGAUGAUAGUAUAAUGGGGACCUGAAUUACUUUAACAAUGUUUGAUCGGACCAACUUAGAGUGGGGAGUCAGUAACAACAGAUAUUGCCAAACAUUUGAAGCAGUAUUGGCCCCAACUUUCUCAAUCAGUGCAUCUCUAAGAUGGUAAAACGGUCUCAAACAAACUGUUGUCUGUGUGCAGGUGUACUCUCUGGACAAUUCAGAUGCCUUCCACAGUUUCUACAGCCCCCAUAAGACCCAGCAGAAGAACCCUGUGAUGGAGAGGCUGGCCGAGCAGCUUGCGACACUCUGCGCCACCCUGAAGGAGUACCCUGCCGUCAGAUACCGAGGGUGAGCUGCAGGGGGCGCUGCUUGGAAAUGAUGAGACAUUGCUUUUCCAAGUUCUCUUCUGAAGUUUUUUUAUUGUCUUUGCCUGUUUCCCAAUAACUCUGAAACAUACAUCUGGUAUGACUCGCUACUUGAGGGACUUCUUCUUCAGUGUGUUCAUAGGUGGAUGACCUGCAUGAAUCAGUAAAGAUAGAGUUUGUUGAAGGCCACAGAAAACUGAAUAAUGAAAAUCUCUAAAAAUAUCUCUCUGUAAUUUCUUUAAAGCUGCGUUCCUGUGCAAACAAGUGCUUUUAUUUAUUCAUUUAUCCAUCAUUCUGUCAGUGAGUACAAGGACAAUGCCACCCUGGCCCAGCUGCUGCAGGACAAACUGGAUGCCUACAAAGCCGAUGACCCCACCAUGGGAGAGGUGAGACUCAGCAGAAUAUACACUUUUGAUAAUCCUGUUAAAUAUUUUUACUCUCUUUAUCACCUGUUGUGUCAAAUGUUUGAUCCCUACUAAGAAGUUAAUCAAUUCCUGUAUUUGUAAACCCAGGGUCCAGAUAAGGCUCGCUCACAGCUGAUCAUCCUGGACAGAGGGUUCGACCCCGUCUCUCCUGUUCUGCAUGAGCUCACUUUCCAGGCUAUGGGCUACGACCUGCUGCCCAUUGAGAACGACGUCUACAAGUAUGAAGCAGAAAAACUUUUUCAUUAAGCAUUACAAAUGCACUCACAGGUUUGAACCUAAAGUUGUGCUCGUUGUCUUUUUUUUCUGCAGGUACGAGACCAGUGGCAUUGGAGACUCCCGCGAGAAGGAGGUUCUGCUGCAUGAAGACGAUGACCUGUGGGUGAGCCUGAGACACAAACACAUAGCCGAGGUGUCCCAGUAAGUACUUUUCUUCAUACUGCGAGAAGUUUUUUUCACUCAAGAUUUGAUAAGGAUUCAAAAAAAACAUCUUUAAAAACGUCACUGUUUGUCAUCAGGGAAGUGACACGCCAGCUGAAGGAAUUCUCUUCCAGCAAGAGGAUGAACACAGGGGAAAAGGUAAAAGAAAUCAACUACUGUAAAAAACAUUCAAUAGAUGAUUAAUACAGUUUAAACACUUGGUAUCGCUAAAAUAUUGACUCUCAAGUGUUUUUGAUGUGAUGGAUAACUUUAAAAACUGAAAGAAUUUACAAUAAAUGUUGAUAUAAUGUUGAUUACCGCAGUGAUUUCGUAAAGAGACAUGUUUAAUUUAUGCACUUAGUCCUCAUUUUGAAAUAUGGUGAUUCCCUGUCUUGCUGAGAUGUGAAUAGAGGUGCCCAUUUCUAUUUGAACAGACACCAUCAAGAGACAUUGUCAUCUAGCGUAAAGUGUGGAAACAGUUAGCCUUUUAAUUUUACAUGGAUUUACUGAACUACAAUAACAGACUUCUGGCUAGUUUUACCAGCUUUCAAACAUACAGGCAUGAGAGAAGUGUUACUUUUGUUUUUGUAACACUGAAAGAAAGUCAUCUCUAUCCAAAUGUCUUUGUUUUAGCUCAAAUAUUUUGACAUCUUUCACUCAUACCUGUAAUUGGGCUGAAUUUCAUUUGGCACCUGCUGUCACUGUCAGUCUAAUUUAUGUCGUCACUCCCUUUUGCUUCAGUGAGUUCAACACACAAAACCCUAAUGUAAAUUCCACCAUAUCCACAGUCCUUGCUCCUGACGUCAUCAACGCACUUCUUCUCAGUUGAUCACCUGCAAAACAUAUGCAAACAAUGUACACUCAAUAAAGGACUUUUUCCGACCCAAACUCUUCGCUCUAUUCCCGACCUCUACUCCUCUUAUUUCCUGUCUCUCUUCAGCUGUUCUGUCCAAUAAAGGCAAAAACAUAACUUACAGAAAAUGUAGUAUAUUUAUGUGAAAGUUCAUGAUUAUGGACAAAAUGUCAGCCCUCCUCAAAAUUGAUAUUUUUUCCGAACAUAAUCUGCUCAGGGGCAGGUUAGCAGUUUCUAUGAUAAUCUACCAUAGAGUACAAAACAACUGGAGUGCUUAAAACCCGGUGUUGACCCUGAAGUUUCCCCAAAGUCUGCCUGAUAGUCCUGUAACAUCCAGAAAACACAUUUACAUCAGCUGUCAGCAAUAAUCGAAUUGUGUGUUUUGAAAUAUCAUGUACCAGUUUUGACACAGUUUUUCUUCUGUUUCACCAGACCACAAUGAGGGAUCUGUCCCAGAUGCUGAAGAAGAUGCCUCAGUAUCAGAAGGAGCUCAGCAAGGUGUGUGUCCAUGAGUGUGUUCUCGUCUUUUAUGUGUGCAGGUAUGUUCGCUGACCCCUCUUGCUUUGUUUUUGUUUUUCAGUACUCCACUCAUCUGCAGCUGGCUGAGGACUGCAUGAAGCACUACCAAGGAACAGUGGACAAGCUGUGCCGCGUGGAACAGGUGAGAUGGAGGGCUAGGGGUGAGAGAAGGAAGGGGAGGGGAAAUGAGGAUGAAAACCGCUUGAUGGAAGGAAAGAAAGAAGGAACAGGAGAAAAAAACAGGAGAAAUGAAGAAAGAGGAGCAGAUAGAAACACUAGUAAAACUAUACCUGACGGAGAAAUCACAGUUUAACUGACAGUGUGAGGAAAUGUAAUGGCACAAUGACCUUGUGAAUGUCACUCAUUGAAAUUCAUCUUCAUGGAAAAGUGAAUAAACUCGUUGUAGGAUCUGGCUAUGGGCACAGACGCUGAGGGUGAGAAGAUCAAAGACCCUAUGAGAGCCAUCGUGCCCAUUUUGCUGGACGCCAAUGUCAGCACAUAUGACAAGAUCCGCAUCAUCCUGCUCUACAUUUUCCUCAAGAACGGUAAGGAGGCCUUGUCAAAGUCUCGUGUGUAUAUUUACUGAAGUAGAACAAUGUAUUUGGCAGGUGUUUCCUGUGUCCACUGCAAGCCUUGAUAAAUUAAGUUUUGAUCUUUGCAAAACAUGAAUUUAGCAUCACCACAAAACACGCUGGACAUAUCAAAUGUAAACAUAAAAUCCAGUUAUAAGAUAUUAACUGUGUGUGUGCAUAUGUGUAUGUGUGUGUUCAGGCAUCACAGAGGAGAACCUGAAUAAGCUGAUCCAGCACGCCCAGAUCCCCCCUGAGGACAGUGAGAUCAUCACCAACAUGGCUAACCUGGGGACCCCCAUCAUCACAGAUGUAAGAUCCUCACAGAGUAUCACUCCCCCUCUCUGUCCUUUUUCAUAACUCUUGUUUCUUACUUCUCUUUUUUCCUUUGUAUUUGCAGUGUAUGUCCUCUUUUGAACAUGAACCCAUGUAAAGCAGCAUGGGUUCAUGUUCUGCUUUUCACUCUCUCCUCUCUUCCCUCCAUAAGUCCACCCUCCGCCGAGGAAAGAAGCAGGACAGGAAGGAGCGUGUGAGCGAGCAGACUUAUCAGCUGUCCCGUUGGACGCCACUGGUCAAGGACAUCAUGGAGGUAUAUUCCUGAGGGCUUACAUUGCUAUUUCAUUGUUAAGUUUGAGUUUGAUCGGCAAAACCUCAAAUCCAAAAAGUUGAGAUGGUGUGUUAAAUGUUGACAGAAAGAAAGUGAUAGUUUGUAAUCCAUAAACAUAGGUGUAAACAGGAAAUAUAUUAUCAUUUUGAAUCAGACCCCAGCAGCACUUUUUGGAAAAAAUUUGGAGGAGGACAACAAAAUGUUGAAUUUAUGUUUAAAAAAAAGACCCGGAUGAUCAUCUUCCUUUUUAUCAAGCAUCAGGUUGGUAACAUGACUACAGCAUGGCAAUCCAGAGCAGCUGAGUGUCCGAGAGGUAAAAACUGGAAGAGGUCAACCACCCUGUGAGAGACUGUGUGAGAAAAUGGUUCAGCAGGUCCAGAAUAAUGGGUCUCAGCAUCUGUUUUUAAUCAGCAUUUCUACACCAUUCUUACAUUCUUACUAUUGAGAAUUCAUCGUUUAGGAUAUGAUUUUCCAGUUUGGUGAAUGUUUCUUUCAAACAAAGCUGAAGUGGGCCUUUAACAACAACAGUCUCCAUCAUUUAUCCACAACAACCUCUGUCAAACAUCUGCUAUUCCAGCUCGGUCAUAAUCAACUAUAUUUAGCCUCCUAUACACGCAAAGCCUCUUCUCCAGUAAUUGAGCCACAAACAGUUGCUAGGAGACAUGACAAAACUGUGGCGCCCCUAUUAAAGUGUGUUUGUGUGCACGCACAGACAGAGAUUAUAGUUGACAAACAUCUGUUUUGUUCUUUUGUCCCCAUGCAGGAUGCUAUUGAUGAUAAGCUGGACACCAAGCACUACCCCUACAUCUCCACUCGCUCCUCUGCCUCAUUCAGCACCACUGCAGUCAGGUAGUUCAUCAGUGUUUGUAGCCCACAUUGACAUGUACAUACGGACACAUUGCAGCGUUUAUUGUAUUGCAUGAAGUUGCUCUUUUUAAAUCAAACAGGCAGAAAUGAUGGUGUCGGAUCAAUAGUAAUUUGGGAAGGGAGAUGGGUUGAAUGGAUCAAUACUUGAAAAAGCAGAGCUGAUGACUUGCAGGUUAGUGAUCCGUACAGAUCCAAAUGCAAGGAUGGGACUGAAAACAACACUUGGCUGGAGCUUCUUAUAAUUUAAACACUGAAUAAAAUGGAUCGAUGAUAUUCUGCAGUCAAGAAAUUUGAAGUAUCAGCAGGAAAAAGUUUCCACAAAUUAUUCAGAUAUAUUUGCUGCAGCCUUUUUCCCACAAACACGUUUCUCAGCUACAAUAUCACCUUUAUGCCAAUAUGUAAGCAAGCUGACCUUAAUACAAGUCAUCAUCAUUCCCAGCUCUGCAAACAUGUAAAUGUGUCUUUGAGUGGGAGUGCUGAAGCCUCUCUGAGCCCCACUCAUCCCUAAACUCCAGCUCGGGUGGAAGCUGCUGUUGUGUUAUUGAUUUAGCAUUAAACUAUCCUGUUACAAACUGAUGUAACGCAUUUGACGUCCCUCCCCCACAUGGAUACUAACACACAUGUACACACAGCGCUAAGGGUCACAUGUAGGUGAAUCAAAAGGAAGCUACACUCAAGCAGGAGAAGCCUCUCAUUGUUAAGAAUGAUCUUUUAUUGUAUAAAAUGUGCAAGGGGCUUAAAAUCAGCUUAUUAGGUUACCGUCUUGAUCUAGAAAGUAUCUAUUUUUUAUGAGUUUGUGGUAGGCUACAAGCCUGGCUCUACAAAAUAAUCAGACAAAAUUAGUAGCUGUCUGGUGAAAAUAAUAAUGGUAAAAUUAACCGUCUUAGAGAUAGGAAAGAAAGAGAGAGACGGACAGAGGUGACACUGGUGCAAGCAGCUGGAAAGCAGGCAGGCUACGGUGGCAAAAGAUCUGCAGCAAUCCAUAGGAACCUACGGCAUGAUGGAGCACAGGGACGCCCAGAAAGGACUGUGUAUUAGUGAUUGUAAUGGUACAUGGUGAUUAAAGGUCACUGAGAAAUACGGAAAAAGGAUGGAGAGGGAGAGAAAGCUGCUCAGUGGGACAGUACCACUAGCGGUCUAAACCUAUAACAGUAUAGUUAAGAGCUGUCCCAGGCCUGAACCAGCCCUAACUAUGAGCUUUAUCAAGUAUAAGUGAACGCUAAACAACAUAAAUAUUCAAAAAAAUCCAAAAAGAAUGAGUUCAGUUUUCUCACAGACCUAUUAGCAAAAAUUGCUCUCUAUUAUAAAGAAUAUACAGGUGUCCUGGUAGAGCUGGGCGAUAAACCGAAAUUUACCGAUACCAAAAUUCAUGACAAUGACUAACGUCAUUUUGCUCAUGUCAAAAUAUUCGGUGUCAAAAAAAUAAAUAAAUAGAAGUUGGUUUUGGAUGUGUGUAGGUAGGCUAUGGUCUCAUGUCCCUUUAAGAAGCUGUCCUACAUUGGAAACGUGACUCCACCCCAUCCAGUCCGUAACAAAGAGGGAAAGACAAGUGAGGAGAUGGAGGACGGUUUGAAAGUUGUAGCGGCUGGAGUAAACGAAGUUAAUGUGGGAGGGGGUGAGCAGCUUGUGGAGUAGUUAUCGUCCAAUUAUCGUUCGAUCGAGGUGAACUGCUCUCUAUAUCGUGAUAUUGAUUUGAGGCCGUAUCACCCAGCCCUAUUUUCUGGGAUGCCACUUUGGCCCAGCAACUCAUGUACUCAUGUAGACCUGGAGGUGGAUGGCCUGGGAUUGACUGCAUGUUAUUCCCCACUCUGCCUACCCAGCUGAUCUUAUAUAAUACCCUGUUAGCUGUAAGUAAUGUAAAUUAACUGUUUCAGCAUAGCCAUUGACUUCAAGAUACAAUAUUUCUGAAGUGCCCCAAAUUUCCAAAAUAUGCCUAGUAUAGUAGAUUAAUUUUUUCAUAACAAGGCAUUUCAGACAAAGACAACACCAGCAAAGACAAAUUGAAAAACAUUUUAUCGUUCAUUCAAGUCAGUAUAAGAUUUUACAACUAAAAAAAUUGUUCCUCUCUCAGUGCUCGGUACGGCCACUGGCACAAGAACAAGACACCCGGAGAGUACCGCACUGGGCCCCGUGUCAUGGUCUUCAUCAUCGGAGGCGUGUCCUUCAGCGAGAUGCGCUGCGCCUAUGAGGUCACGCAGGCCAAUGGGAAAUGGGAGGCCAUCAUCGGUGAGUAGUGCGACAGGAGGUGCUUGAGAGCGCAGGGCAGAGGUCGAGGAGUAAAUACAUACUAGUUGUAGGUGCAUUCAGAAGAACUUUGAACCAAUAAGAGGAACUUCACACAGUCUGAAAACCUGCUUUAGUGUUCCUUCUUACCUCAGCUGCAGGUGUGCUUCAGGGUGGCACAACAUCACUCCUGGAUGUGGUAACAAUUUGUCCGGACCCUUCUUGACCACACUGAGCCAUAUCCGUCAGUGAUGCUUCCCGUACGCAGAUUUUCAGCCUCAUGUCCAGUUCCUCUUUGACUUUACAAGCUCUGUCCUACUGCAGGGGCUGUUUGUGGAAAUAAAUCAUGAACGGAGAAGUGUGGGAGGGUAAUUGUAGGUCCAUUUUGGUGGUCUUCUGAUCUUCUGAGGGAAUAUAAUAAAUUGAAGAAAGGGGGAAUGAGAAUGAUGGGACUCAAUCUUUUUCCAUCUCAAGUAUAGUCUGGCUAACUUUUGUUGUGAGUUGGCGCUACAUAGUUCAAGAUUGAUCUAUUAAAUGAAAUUAGAGGUGUAGACUGUCAAACCUCAGGUUUAAUAAGGACAAAUUCACCGCUCAAACAAGAAGAAUAAAACUGAGAUAUGAUGUGUUCUGAUUGAGACGUAUUUCUUCAAGUAAAGAAUGAAAUUUGAUCAUGUGCAUUUUUUAACAGUUGUUAUAAAAUCUGAAUUGGAGGUAACUUUGCAGAAUUUGGAUAAGUUUUUCUAUACUAUAAAAAAGUUAAAAUAAUAAAUUUGAAGCUUCAAGAAACAAAAAAUACAUAUAAUUGUGGCCUGGGUGGCACAAAUUUAGCCAAACAGAAUUAAAGUUUGCAUGCAAUAAAGUCAAAUUUGGUGGUAUGGCUCUGCCCUGGGAGCUCCCUGCCUCUCCACAUGCGUAAGCAGAAAGCCGAGGCCUGAGGCAGGGAGAGCACACCUCACUUAAGGGUCAUUUGAGAAGCCAAGGCAAGGAGAGCAGCAGCAGCAAAGACCCCGUGAUACAGAGCAGAGCAAUACACAGUACUGGAGUGAAAUCAGUCAGAGCAUAAGAAGCAGGAGCUGGGGUGGAGGCGGGUUUCAGAGCUGUUUACAGAGAUAGCUGCAAGAAUAAACAGUUUAAACAAAACACCCACUUUGACAGAGGCCAGUUGGAUGCGUAGAAGGAAAUCGGUUGAGGUGUGAGCUGAUGUUGGUUUAGGAUCAGCUGAUGCAUUGUGGGCUGAGUUUGACGUAAAGCCUGCCUCAACUAACUCUGGACUUAAUUUUUUUUAUAUGAAGCUCACAAACAUUUGCACUUAUAUUUUAAGUGGAUACUUUUUUGUGUACAAACUGGUAAAUCAAGAAUUUAAGUUCAGCAACAUGUCCAUUUUGACUUUGAUGCUCCCACUUCAUGAAUCCCAAUCUCACAUAUGUAGUACGUGAAUUUCGUAGAACAUACAUCAAACGCACUCAGGUUUAUAAAUCUAAACUUAUGAGUAAGAAGUGCAGCUGCGGGUAGUUUUGAACAGCCUACCUAUUGUGUGCGAUAUGUUACGUUAAAUUAGCCCUUUAUGUUAUGACCCUCUGUACUGUUUAUUUGAUGUCUUACAGCUUUGCAGUCAAGUCUGUGUUAUUUAUGGGAAAAUGUCUUGUUGAUUUCUGUUGUGCUCUGCUUCAGCUGUUGUCUUUUAAAAACCACUGUUGUCUUUGAACUGCUGCUUUGCCAUGUCUUUUCUAUGUCUGUGUGUGUCCUGUGUUCUUGCGACAUUCUGAAUGUGUGUGAUGAUGAUGAUGAGUCUUUCUGUGUGUGUAUGUACUGUCCGUCAGGUUGCUUGUUUUUUUAACCCUUUUGUUUAUGCAAGAGUGGGGGAGGGGGCUUGGACUGUGCUGAGAGACGAGUGGUGAAGCCGCCUCUGUUCCUCCACAGGUUCCACCCACUUGCUCACCCCCACCAAAUUCUUAUCGGACCUGCAGCACCCCGACUUCCGAGAGUCCACUAGGGUGUCCUUUGAGGACGCAGAUGCCUCAGCCGAGUGAGGCAGAGACAGAUUGGGAGGGAGGGAGAGAGAAAUCACACAGAAAAAAGUAAAGGCAGCCGCACAAAGAAGCCCUUUCUGAACCCUCACAGUAUAAGGGCUUCCUCCCUGUUCCUUCUUCUUCUUCUUUGAACACUCAGUACUGUUUUCUGUAACUCCACCCUCCUCCUCCCCCGUGUCCCUCAGGGAUGGGCACCCCCAACCUCCCAUCAAUGCAUGGGCUGCUCCAUCAGGGUCGAGUACCUGUAUGCCCAGAGUUUAAGUACCUUCCAGCUAUCCCAACAGAAAGGCUGAAUCCAACUAUCCAAACCGUGGCGACUUACAGAUUCAAAAUGUAUCAAGACCCUGAGGGGCCCGACAUUUAAAUAAUAUAUUUAGGGUGUUGAACUCAGCAGAUUUGAGUUAGUUAAAUACCCGCAGGUCACUGUGAAAGGCCGUAGACUGUUUAACAGAGAGCGACAUAAUUAUCCUGAUUUUAGUCCUUUGUUUGUGAAUGAUCAUUUUAAAGCCUUGAGUAUGGAAGUAAAUCUGUGCCAUCUGAUUUUGAAUUUGAAUUUCUAAAGCUGAUUUUUUUUGCAUCAAAAUCAGACUUUGAAUUUCAAAACCAUCAAAUUUCAAGCAUGCAUUUUUUUUACUUACGCUUAUAUUUUUCAAAAUGAUGGUAAAAAUUCAGUGUAAAAAAAAAUUCUGUGUCAAAAAAAUUUGUGUAGUAAAAAUUCGACUGAAAAAAAAAAACAGUAAAAAAAAAUUUAGUGUCAAAUAAUUCAGUGUCAAAAAAUGUAUUGUACAACAGACAGACUCAACAUUCAACACUGAAUCUUCUGACAUUUAAUUUUUUUUUAAGUUGAAUUUUUAUUAAACAUAUCUUUUGAGAGACUGAGGUUUUUACACUGAAUUUAUUUCAUCAUUGUGAAAAAAUAAAUGUCAGAAAUAAAAAUGCAAUAGUAUCCGAUAUCCGAUAGUUUUGAAAUUAAAAGUCGAAUUUUGAUGCAAAAAGAAAUUCUGCUUUAGAAAUUUAAAUUCAAAAUCAGAUGGCACAGAUUUACUUCCAUACCUGAGCUCUCUGUUCUGAUGCAGUAGACCUUUUAGUCCCCCGUCUUUUGCUCUAAAUUUACAAAACUCAUCUUAUACUGUAUUUAAGAAGAUCUUAAGAAGUAGAGCCUUGAUGAUAUUUUUUUGUCUCUGUAAACAUUUCCCUCUCUAUUUUCAUACGAUCUGACCCAGUUUUGAAACUGGUGGAUCAGCCCUCUGCUGGUCACUACUAGAAACUGCAAUUUUGUUCCUUUUGCAUUGGCCUCACUCUAACAGUCAGGACCUUCAUUUUGGUUUUGCUCGGUUUUCUUACUCACAAUAAAAAUGUGGUUCAUGAAUAGUAGUGGAAAAGUAGUAGAAACAUCUGUGAAAAAAGCUUUGACAGAUAUGUGUCAGUCCUGUUGUAUGCAGCCUUUCAGUCUACCGUCCUUGUAACAUUGACGUAAUGAUGCUAAGCAUGUCACAGUGUAUCCUGGCCUGCAGGGCCCUCCAGUCCUUUGGAUGAAGCCCAGGUCCUGUCUCUGAUGAAGAGCGGCCAUGCCUGAGGGAGUUGUGACCCCAUCCCUGCUGCCUCCUCCCAUCAUCUCAGCUGGGUGGAUUAAAUCGCCCCUCCACUGCCACCCAAAGGCCGUUUGAGCCAGUAAAACACUAACUCCUGAUUUAAUCUACCCCGAGAUCCAUCUUUAUUAGUUAUUAGUCGUAUUAUUUUUCUAGUGAACUCCUCGCAAAGACAAUCACCUUGAUUUUCUUACUCCUUUUUUCAGGACGGGUCCUUGAGUUGGAAAAAAAAGGAUUCUUUCCUUUUUUCUUGUUUUUUAUUUUUUUAUUUUUAUUUUUAUUUUUGACCUUCUAGUCCUCCUCUGACCUGGUCCAUGUCACUUUUCCUCAGACCACCAUUACAUGCUUACAUGCCUCAUGGCUCUUCUGCAGAGGGUGCUAAAUUUAAGCACCUAAUUUUCUCUUUAUCUUGAUAACAUCUCCAGGUUGCUAAUACACAGGGCAAUUUUUGGUGCAACAAAACAUGAAAAUUAUUUCAGCACAGUGAUGUUGGUUAGAAAGCUGUCCUUUGUAUCAUAACCACUUCGAUGCCUCUCUGCUGACAGAGUCAGAGGAUGUAGUAAUGUUCCAUUUUGAUACGCUUUAGCAACCUAAUGAAAAAAUAUUGGUGCUGCAAAUGCCCAACAGCUACCAUUAAUCCCCCCCUGUAAGAGGACCUGAACUUCUUCAGAGCGCCCUUUACAUCACUUACAUAGAACAUAGAAACAAGAAUAUAUGCAUAUUCAAAAGAAUCUGGUACAAGUAUUAAAAAUGCCCCUCCUUCAAGGCUGAGCAACCAUUAAAGCAAGUAUUUUUUUAAACAGAGUUAAAGAGGUUUUAAUCAGUCUCUACAUUCAAAUAAACACAGUAAUAUCCACCAUUUAGUCAAAGCUUCUUCAGUUAAAUAGACUUUGCAGGUUUGCACAAACUACAUUAACCAGAAAUGUGUUUCUAAAGCAGUUAAUUUAGAGUCCAAUCUGCAAGAAACUGGCAGAUAUAAAACAUUCUCAAGAUUUCAGAUUAGGUUUCAAUGUCAUAACCCCAAUAUAGGAAAUUGGAACACUGUUCAAAAUCUGCUUUUAUGAACAUUAAAAAGAGACAUGACUCUGUAGUGGAAGUUACCGCAUGAGUUCAAAUAACAGCCCCAUAACAGGCAAGAACGGGACAACAUUUUAUAUUCAAACACCCAGAAAUCUGUCCCCUGAGUUCCCAAAUGUUAAAAGAAGAGAUGAAGAUUUUGUAAACAUGAUCCUGUCCUGACUUUUGCAAAAUUUGUUCUUGGAAUCAGAUUCAUAAUUAGCAUAAAUUUUCAUAUAAUAAUAAUCAGGAUCAGUUUCACAGGUGUAAUGAUUUGUUGCACAUCCCACAUUUUUCCACACGGACUUUGCAGCGUCAGUGAUAUUUGUAAGUGACAGAGCUUUAUUCUAUUAACCAGUAAAAAUGUGGAUAAACUAUGUUCAAGAACAGGUCUUAUAUUCAUUUUGAGCCAGUGUGUGUCAAGGCUAAAUGUUUCAGCUUCGACCAGUGUGCACAGUACUUUUACAGCCCUCUGUGACACAUUUGAUUCAACCUUAACCUAAAUCCAAGGAAAAUACACCCUCAGUUAAUCUCAGUUUUUUUUUAUAGUGUAGUGAAUAAAUAGUCCUUAUUUGCAUUCAUAUUCAUGAUCAUUUCAUUGUCCAUUUUUGUAAUGAAUGAUCAAAUCUAAAUACACAUUAAACACAUAUUCCCUAAAAUAAGCUGGACUUUCACCUACCAAAGACUGUUUUUUGCAGACCUGGGUAGCCAUCUCAUCUCUUACUAAUCUGCUAAAGCGAUAUCGUUUGAAACCAACUUUUGGUUUUCUGGUUUUCUCAGUAAGCAGCUCUCACCAUCAGCAGUAUGGCUGUUUCCUCACAUACUGCUGCAUUCAACACUUCCUGAGCAAAAUGGCCAUCACUUACUAAAACAAGUCUUUGUUUUUCAAAUGCUUUUUUGGUCCAAUCUAGACAUGUACAGUUAUGAUUUAGUGGUGUUGGACAUCAACGCCACAGUGUUGUGUUUCUGGGGCGGGAAAGCCCACAAAGCUGUGUGUUUGGGGAACAGCAGAGAAGACGGUGAAGUCAGUCCGAUGUUGACCUCUUUGACCCCCACUUAACCCCUCACCUGUGACCCCUGACACUUACAACCUCCCCAUCAACAUAAUAACACAACUGGAAAUGGACUUGCCUCUUCUCUCUCUGCUGUUUUCACCUGAAUUUCUUCCACUUCUUGUUCUGACCCCUCACAGGAGCAAGUUUAGCUUUACUGUAGGUGACUGAAGGUAAAGCUCUCAAUCAAAUCAAAGUGGAAGAAACAUGCAGCUUUACACAGAAACAAAUCAGUGUAGUAGAAAUACUGUUGGAAAUGUUGAACGGGUGUGAGGAGUAAAUCAAACGCUUUCUUUGCCUCGUAUGUGAUCAAGAAGUCAGACGGAAUAAGGUAAUUGAGCGACAAAAAAUGGCACGAGGUUUGCUUUACUCCAAACGAUCACCUUUGAAGUUAUGAAAUGUUAGAAAUGUGUCUUCAGCUGUCACAGCAGUUCAUACCCCUGUGUAUUAGUGUACUCAAUUUUACAUUUACACUUACAUUAGGACACACAGUAGACAUAACCCUGUCUGAUCUCAUGUCGUGUAGAGUCAAUUCUGCCACUAUUUUCAGCUGCCUGCAUGCUCUUUAUUCCCCUUAACACUUUCUAACACCUGAUUGGCUGUGCAUUUUCACAUACAUGUGGUGUUGCAGGAUUUCAAACCGCUUACUUGAUGCUUUGAACUCAAAGAUUCAUGCCAGCUGUUGUGUCAUUGUUUAACCAUUUUCUUAAGCCAUAUGUGAAUUCGAAGUUUGUACUAUGAAAGAUUAAAAAGUAAAUCAGAGCCUGCUACCCUCUAUAGCAAGAUCAGACACAGUUUUUCUAAGUGUUUAGGGUUAGGUUUAGGAUCAGGGUUAGAGAUUAGGGUUAAAAUCACUGUCCAGGACCUAUUUAGGAGCAUGUUUCAGACCAUUUGGAGUCCAUAGGUACAAAAAAAAGAUAGGAAAAAUUUUAAGUGUUAGGGUUAGAGUGUAGGGGUUUUAACCACAAUAGCCAACCAGUGAUCCUCAGCGAUCCUCAAGGGAACAAAUUAGAGAUCUGGAACCAAGACCAAGCCACCCUAUUUCAUGUAACCCAAGUUCACUGGUACCAGAAUGAAGUCUCUACGACAUUGCGUUCAAAAGUUAUGGGCAAUUUUUAAAAAUUCCUGUUCAAGUGAAUGGGAUUGUCCGGGCCUGCUACCCUCUAUAGCAAGAUCGGACACAGUUUUUCUAAGUGUUUAGGGUUAGGGGUUAGGGUUAAAAUCACUGUCCAGGACAUAUUUAGGAGCACGUUUUAAACAAUUUGGAGUCCAUAGGUACAAAAAAAUUGAAAAAUGUCAAAAUUGUUGGGUUAGGUUUAGGGUCAGGGGCUGCUAGUAGGUGUAAAUUGUUUCCAUAGAGAGCUCAAACUCCUUGAUACCAAACCACAGCUCCUGUUUACUUUAUCAUUUUGGGUCAUUCUGUAAAAGCAAUGAAUUCGAUCUUACCCUGAUCUGAAAUGUUGUAGUUUUGGUGAAUUUUCCUCACGUUUGUUUAAACCAAGUCCAGGUAUUGAUGACCAGCUGUCACCUCACACACAGAGUCAGGCAGAUGACUUUAAUACCAGCACUGUCUUAGGAGAUGUCGACAACAGAAGAAGCAGUUUCUUAAAAACCUCGAAACCUCUCCACACAUUUUCUGCAGGGAGAUGCAAGUUUAUCUCGUCACCACCAACGCUUUCCUUCAGAUUUUGAUUUUUCAUUAAAGCAUUUUCACUUUUUCAAGCUACAUUUUCAGACUGAAAAUUUCAUACCUGCAAUAUGGAAUAGAUUUAGGGGAUUUAGAGUCAAACACAGUCCUGUAAACGGCAGGUGACUGUGUUUUGUUGGUGACUGACCUAGUUUUAAGAUAAGCAGAAUGACACAUUUUCUCCUCUAAGUGUAAAAACAAUCCUAAUAGACCAUAUUCCCAUGGCAGCCAUCUUGUUGUGACAUUACCCUAAAGUUUGUUUAUCAUGUAUUAUUACGGUGUUCCAGGUCACAAGUCAUAUAAAGUUCAGUAACUGUGGUUACUGAGCUCAGCUUACUAAAACAUGACCUGGAACAGCAUAUUAACAAAUGAUAUCAACAUACAAGUUCACUAGCCUGGCUGGGCUGUCCUGUUGCGUGAAUCACUUGCCGUUCCUUCCCACAACAGUCUGGUCUUCGGCCCAUUGGGAGCGAGUAUUAGAAAUCAGAAAAUAACCGGGCCAAUCAGUGACUGUGUUUCCACUGUUCCCCGGACAACAGUGAAAGGCAGCCCCUGAUUGGUCCAUGUGUAGAUGGUGACGUCUAACACAUGCUGCUGGACUUUUCAAAGAGCCGCUCAUUCAGAACGGCAUUAAUUCUGCAGUUGACUUUGCAAAGUCGGCAGAAAUCGUUUAUAUCCGCAGAAGAAGACGUAAAAGACAUUGUUUGCUCGCACACGUCGAAAUAUUACCAAACCUUUACUUGAUGCUUGAGAGCCCAGCAGGGAACACAGUUGCGCACUUUGAUGACGUCAGAUGUUUGGUUACGGUGAUUGGUUACAGUAGUCUGUCUAUCAAGGAACGUACUCCCGCCCACUUUUAGGGCUCCCAAUUGGCCGAAGUCCAGACUGUUGUGGGAAGGAACGGCAAGUGAUUCACGCAACUGGAUGGCCCAGCCAGGCUAUAAGUUCACCGCCUUGAACAUGAUGUCAUGAGAGGAUAGCUGCCAUGGGAAUAUGAGAGUAUGGCCUCUUGUUGAGUGAAUAGUAACUAGCUGACUCUGGCAGGACACCUGAGACUACUUUUGAAAAACACACUGAACCAAACCCUCCAGUAACACAGUAAACGCACAGUAAAGUAGCUAACUAAUCUUGGUUAUAGAGGUAGUUUUAAAACAUUGUUACUCAGUGUUACUAUUACCACGUUCAUCACGUCACACUCCCUCACUCAUCUGAAGUAACCUGCAUAGCAAGAGCUGAAAACACAUUUUUAUUUGUGUCUUUUCUCAGGUGCUGAUCUAACUCUGUGUAUUUGUGUGUGUCUGUGUUUUAUGAACGUGUGUUGUCUCUAGGAUCGACCAACCUCCUCACCCCCACCACCCUGCUGGAGCAGCUCAAGGCCAUGAACAAACCAGAAGAGGAAGUGACAAGCUAAAAUCCUCCAAUAACAUCUCUCUCCUCCUCCUCACCUUUACCCCGCUGACCCUUGUACCCCUCCCCAACAACCCCACAUUAAUGUGUAUGCAUCUUGCUUGAGAAGAAAAAAAAAGACGUCUUAGAUGAUAAAAAAUAUAUGUUGUAUCAAAGAAUAAAACUGUUGCAAGUAUUCUCAUGUUUUACAAUGGAUGCAACUAAAUGAACUUAUUGAAAUAGGUUUAAAUAUCAGAUCAGAGGGCCAUUUAAAACUGAAAGUACCAAAAUGUAAUAUUGUAUGCUAAGAAAACCUGCUAGAAUGUGUAAAGGUAGACAUAUCUCUCCUCUGUUCCUUUGGGUUUCCUCCUUGCUGUGAGUUUUAUUGAAAGCCGGUGGAGGAGGGAUGUGAGGUUUGAGAGAUUGAUGUUGUAAAAUAUAUCAUAUCAGUGAACAUGCAAUAUAUUUAUCAGAGAGGACCCCUAUCCCCCCGUUGCCCAUUUGAGAUGUUCGUAUUCAGUAGCAUGCUUGGACUUGUGUGGACUGUUACUGUGUUUGUAUCCAGUGUGGAUGUUUUGGGAGCCGCAAGCAUCAGCGUUUCGCUUUUUUUCCUAGAAAAAAAAGCCUCAUUGAAAAUCUCUGUUUUGAGUAUCAAACUCAUUCACGCUCUCAAAACUUUGGGCAAAGUGGGGGCUUCUUUAACAUAUCUGGUUGCUAUGGCAGCCAUGUUUUCUCUACUUGCACAGUAAAAGAUCCAUGGGUAGCGAUGCUUUGUCCUCAGUUAUUUUAUUAAUGGAGCUUGCUUGGAACAUUUUGGGCAUCAAGUUAGAUAUUAAAGACCAGGACUAUGCAAUACUUGUGGUAGGAGUGUCUAAGCGUGUUUACAAACAGUUUUUGGGGGGUGGAAUCAUUAUAUAUCUAAGUUAGCCUAAGUGUCCAUCCAAAUUUAAUAAUGAAAGCAAUCCUUCGCCUCUGAUACCAAUCUAGUGGCUUCACUAGACCCAUUUAUAUGAGCUUGAAAUUAUUUUUAGGUUUAAUUAGGAAGGUGUUGAGAUAGAAACUUAGCCAAAAAAGUACGCAGUGUGAAUGAAAGUGCGUUGUGUCUAAUGCUAGCCUGUAUGAUAAAAAUCAUAAAUGGCUCGUGUUUCUUUGUGUGCAAAAUUAAAACGAAACUGUGAGCUUGCAGGUGAAGUAGAAAGCAAAAGGGGUGUGUCUGUGAAAUGUAAGAAAGGGGCGUGGCUAAGACCGAACCUGCUGAGAGGCAUAGAUAUAUUUGCUUUCCCGUGUUUGAUACUCAAAACUGAGAUUUUCUGUGGAGUAUUUUUAAAACACCAGAACGAGCAGAUGUUGGAAACUGAAAAUGCUCUGUAAAAAAGCAAGAAUCGUCCCUCCUCCGGCUGUCGAGACUGUAAAGUAUUUACUUACCACAACAUUUUCCUUUCUCCAGACAAACUUCACGUUUUAAUGUCAAAAAGGCCGUUGCUUGCUGAUAUUUAUGAAUAACCUUACAGGGCCAGUUGUAUUUCAGUAUUGUGUCAGAAUAAGUCUUAUCUUUGGUUAGUAAUGAUGUUUAAUUGGGCCAUGCACUGAGUAGUGUUGUGUAUAUGCCAUAUGUUGCUGUUUUAGCGUCUCACUGUUGACUGGUGAUCUUUCUAACUGUGAAGUAGUGAAACUUUUCCUUUAAAAUGCCAAUGUGAAGCCGCCGUGUUUGUGAUGUUUAGCUCUAGCUGUUAGUCGUCAACUGGGAAAAAGAACUAAUAUCUAUAUUUUCUUUGUCUGUUUCCUCCUCUGGUGCAAUGUAAAACCCUCUAAUGGUGAAUGGCUUUGCAAAAAAGAAUUUACACUCACCUUUUUCUCUUUUUUUCCUCCUCCCUCCCCUCGUUCCAGGCCAAACAAGUUGUAUAUUGCACUAUAAUGCUUUUUCUGUGAUGCCAACGCUUGACUUUGUGUUCCUUUUUUUUUCUUUUAUAAUUUGCUGUUGUAUAGGGUUUACUCUGUCAAAUCAAUUGAUUUAUUCAGAAAUCAAAAUUAUUUAUCAGAGAAAAAAAAAUAACGAUACAUUAGUCUGUCCUAAAACUGUUUAACUUAUUGGGAUUGUAUGUUUGCGAGUGUUGAAGCACAAACAAUACUUCCAUGUGUACCUAAUAUGUACCAAGGCUGUCUAAUAAAUUGGCUUCCAUUACACAGUC